Aspergillus steynii IBT 23096 is the source of this 850-nucleotide messenger RNA. RefSeq names its product pyridoxamine 5'-phosphate oxidase family protein. The transcript is spliced from 2 exons. The coding region runs from base 4 to 801 and encodes 265 amino acids. The record is from RefSeq and is a predicted model, not a curated record. NCBI's taxonomy places the organism in Eukaryota, Fungi, Ascomycota, Eurotiomycetes, Eurotiales, Aspergillaceae.
ACUAUGGGCCGCACAUUGACCUACCCAAAGAAGUCUGCAAACACCGUCAACCGCUAUAAGCAUAGAGCGACGUAUGACUUGGGAGCAAUCCAUUCCAUUGUCAACUCAACCCAGGUUCUCCAUGUAUCCUUCAACCCCGGUCCGGAGGACCCCUUUCCAGCUAUCAUCCCCAUGAUCGGGCAGAUGGGAUCGUUCGAUUAUCCGUCCGCAGAUAUAAAUGAGCCGUUGGAUUGCUAUCUCCACGGCUAUGUCAGCUCGCGGAUCAUGAAUCUUGCCCGAGAUUCCCAGAAAGGACUGCCGAUCUGCGUGGCUGCCAGCAAAGUUGACGGACUGGUCCUGUCCCUGACACCCAACUCGCACAGUUACAACUAUCGGUCCGCUAUCCUCCAUGGAUAUGCAAGUGUUGUCACCGACGAAGCCGAGAAACUUUGGGCAAUGGAGCUGAUCACCAAUUCGGUGGUCCCAGACCGCUGGAAUCAUUCACGAGUGCCCCCAGACCGUGCCGAGAUGUCCUCGACCGUCAUUCUCAGAGUCAAGGUGGUUGACGGAAGUGGCAAGAUCCGUGACGGAGGGGUUUCGGAUGAGAAGAAGGACUAUGCUGACGACGAGGUCACCAAUCGCGUGUGGACGGGAGUGGUACCUGUCUGGGAGACGUUCGGUACUCCUAUCCCAAGUUCUGGUAACAAGGUUGCCGAAGUACCCGACCACAUCACUGGCUUUGUUACCAGUAGGAAUGAUCAAAACCGCAGUUAUGCCCAUGAAGCAGUCGGAGUGACUCUUCCCAAGGAAGAGCAGCAUUAGUUUAGUGACUAUUUCACUGUAUUUUCAAUGGCCUGUAUGCUUUUCCUGC